AAAUAGUAAUUAAAACUGAGUACUUAGUGCUUGUGGCUGAAUUUGUGGGAGGGCUGACAGUUUUGGGGGUGCAUUGUUGAGUGUUGCCCAGUUGAGUUGCUGAAGGUUAGGUGAUAUUUUGCUGACUGCAGUAGGGGCGGUGCAAGCUCUCAAUGCUCAGCAAUAAAAGCAGCAACAGGAAACGCUGAGUAGCCGGUUGUGGGGAGAGACCAGCGGAGGAGCGAUGCCGAGGAGUGGGGCUCGGUGCCGUGCAGCCUGACUCGCUCGGAUUUUAAAAAUUAUUUUAAUUGGACCGAAUGGCUUGUCGUAUUCUGCAGCCUGGCCGGGCCGGCCUCGCCAGAUGCUGUUUGCAGGCGGUCGCCAGAACCUUGUUGCUGAGCCGGGCCCGCUGCUGCUCGGGGCGCGCGGCCCGGGGAUCCGGACCUGAACCCGGCGGCGGUGACCAUGGCAACAGGGCCCAGGCGGCGCGUGAGCGAAGGAGCAGCUCCGGGAUCGCGGCGGCCCAGAGUCCUGGGACCGGCACCGGCACCGAGCCCCAGCUACAGCAGCCAGACGCUGGGCGGGAGAGUGAGCGGAGCCGGGCCGCCGCGGUAGACGCCAGGAGGCUGCUAACUCUGGCCUAUCCAGAGCGGUGGCCGCUCUCAGCUGCUGUGGGCUUCUUGGGUGUGUCCAGCUUGGUGACCAUGUCUGCGCCGUUCUUUCUGGGAAAGGUUAUCGAUACCAUUUACAUGAAUCCCGCAGGAGGAGAUGUGCCAGGGAGCCUGACCUCACUCUGUGCCAUAUUGAGUGGUGUUUUUAUAUGUGGAGCUGCUGCCAAUGCUGCCCGUGUCUACCUCAUGCAGAUAUCAGGGCAGCGGAUUGUCAGACAUUUGAGGGCAAGAUUAUUUUCUUCGAUUCUGUGCCAGGAGAUUGGGUUUUUUGAUAAGACCAGAACAGGAGAGCUGAUAAACCGACUCUCAUCUGAUGCUGACCUGCUUGGGCGCUCAGUGACCGAGAACCUGUCUGAUGGGCUAAGAGCUAUUGGCCAGGCAGCAGCUGGUGUUGGCAUGAUGCUUUACGUGUCACCUCAGCUGGCUAUGUUUGUCCUGGGCAUUGUUCCUCCACUUGCUGUCCUUGCAGUGUUUUAUGGUAGAUACAUUCGCAGACUUACAGGAGUGACCCAAGAUUCACUGGCUGCUGCAACACAGCUUGCUGAAGAGCGCAUUGGAAACAUAAGGACAGUCCGUGCUUUUGCCAAGGAAGACUCUGAACUGAGAACAUACACUGAGAAGAUCAGCCAAGUGCUGCAGCUUGCCAGGAAAGAAGCAGUGGCCCGGGCAGGAUUUUACGGGGCAGCCGGUCUGACUGGAAACUUGAUUGUUCUGUCUGUCCUCUACAAGGGAGGCCUGAUGAUGGGUGAGGCCUACAUGACAGUGGGAGAACUCACCUCUUUUAUGAUGUAUGCCUUCUGGGUAGGAAUAAGUAUUGGAGGCCUCGGCUCUUUCUACUCUGCAUUAAUGAAGGGUCUCGGAGCAGGAGGGCGAUUAUGGGAACUGUAUGAGAGGAAACCAGAGAUGGCAUUGAACGAAGGUGUGGUUUUGCAGCCUGAUCAGUUUCUGGGAGCCAUCGAGUUCAGCGGAGUCAAGUUUGCCUAUCCAACCCGGGAAACGCUGGUGUUCAACGGGCUUGACCUGUCUAUCCCAGCAGGCUCAGUGAUGGCUGUAGUCGGACCCAGUGGUUCAGGAAAAUCAACACUAGUAUCGUUGUUACUCAGGCUGUACGACCCUGUUUCGGGCACUGUCGCUGUUGAUGGCCAUGAUGUGCGGAGCCUCAAUCCAAACUGGUUGCGGAAGAGCAUGGGCAUUGUGAAUCAGGAGCCAGUUCUGUUCUCCUGCUCAAUUGCAGAGAAUAUUGCAUAUGGCACAGCACAACCCUCCCAGCUGACAAUGGAAGACAUUGAAAAGGCUGCUAAGAUCGCCAACGCCUAUGAUUUCAUUCGCAGCUUUCCCAAGGGCUUCCAAACAGUGGUUGGGGAGAAAGGCAUCUUACUCUCAGGUGGUCAGAAGCAGAGGGUUGCUAUUGCUCGAGGUCUGCUCAAGAAUCCUAAAAUCCUACUGUUGGACGAAGCCACCAGUGCACUGGAUUCAGAGAACGAGUAUCUGGUGCAGGAAGCUUUGGACCGAUUGAUGCAAGGAAGGACAGUGCUGAUCAUUGCCCAUCGCUUGUCAACUAUUCAGAAUGCUGAUGCUGUUGCUGUCCUUGACCAGGGUAGGAUAGUUGAGUGUGGCACCCACCUGCAACUCCUUGCAAAUUCUGAGGGAUUAUUUCGAAAACUUAUGGAUAAACAGACAUUUUUACAAGACAGUCAAAGACUUGAAAGUUUAAAAUGUGCCUAAACUUUACCCCUCCGGAAAAAAAAAACUACAUCAAGACCAAGACAGACAAGAAAUGCCUUGGGUUCUGAUUGACUGACUGCAGAACUGAUUGUUAAGUAGAUUUUAAGCCUGCAAUUCUGCACAGAGGGUUCAGGACCUCAGCUGUAGCACUGAAGUAGAUGGUGAAAGGUAUCAGAUGUGUGCUAGUAUGAAUGAGGAUGCCCAGUUCAACCUGGAUCACAAUCCAUACAUCUGAUUGGAUCAGCACCUCCGUGGCCUUGGAUCCCUUGACACAUCUUCAGUUUGAGCUCUCGCAUGAGGAAAGGUCAAGAGCGACUCUGGGAGAGCAAGGAAACAAACUUUUCAAUGGCCAAAGUUUCUCUCCUCCACACAGUUUUAAAAACCUUCUAAUAUAAUUUUGAGAGCUGUCUUAAAGGACAGGGGGAGCCUCACAUUUGUUAAGUAACUUUCCCCACAUGAUACAAAAGAUACCAAAUUCCUUUGUGACAAUGAAGUAAAACAUUUGAACUGGUUGGUGAAAUUUACUACUGUACAGUCUGUGUAUUUUGUGAAACUAAGAAGUAUAGCAAAAUGUGUACAAUUGAUAGAGAUGUUUAACUAAAUAAUCAAUCGUGGGUGUUUAUAAAUCGAUUUUAAAUCGCUUCAGAGAUACUUGAUCCUUAGAUCCAUGGUAUCAUUUUUUACAGCAAAUUAAAAAUAUGACCAAUUUAUAACCCA
Molecule: messenger RNA, 3092 nt
Organism: Carcharodon carcharias (great white shark)
Lineage: Eukaryota; Metazoa; Chordata; Chondrichthyes; Lamniformes; Lamnidae
Gene: abcb10
Product: ATP-binding cassette, sub-family B (MDR/TAP), member 10
Exons: 13
Coding region: 297-2375 (692 amino acids)
Biological process (GO): transmembrane transport
Cellular component (GO): membrane
Molecular function (GO): ABC-type oligopeptide transporter activity; ATP hydrolysis activity; ATP binding
Source: RefSeq, a predicted model, not a curated record